CAGAAGACAACAAUGUGGAAGGUCUGGCGCACCUGAUGAUGGGCGACCAAGGUAAAAGUAAAGGAAAAGAAGAAUAUAUUGCCACUUUCAAGGGAUCUGAAUACUUCUGCUACGACUUGUCUCAAAACCCCAUUCAAAGCAGCAGCGAUGAAAUAACUCUGUCCUUUAAAACUCUUCAAAGGAAUGGACUGAUGCUUCACACUGGGAAAUCCGCUGAUUAUGUCAAUCUUGCCCUGAAAAAUGGAGCUGUCUCUCUGGUCAUUAAUUUGGGAUCAGGGGCCUUUGAAGCGCUAGUGGAGCCCGUGAACGGAAAGUUUAAUGAUAAUGCCUGGCAUGAUGUGAAAGUCACCAGGAAUCUGCGUCAGCACUCAGGCAUUGGACACGCUAUGGUGACAAUCUCAGUGGAUGGGAUUCUUACCACAACGGGCUACACGCAAGAAGAUUACACCAUGCUGGGUUCUGAUGACUUUUUCUAUGUCGGAGGCAGUCCCAGCACAGCAGACCUCCCAGGGUCGCCAGUCAGUAACAACUUUAUGGGCUGUCUCAAAGAGGUUGUAUAUAAAAAUAAUGAUGUAAGGCUGGAAUUAUCUCGACUUGCCAAGCAAGGAGACCCGAAGAUGAAGAUCCAUGGAGUAGUGGCAUUUAAAUGUGAGAAUGUUGCAACUUUGGACCCAAUCACCUUUGAAACCCCGGAGUCUUUCAUCUCUUUGCCUAAAUGGAAUGCAAAGAAAACAGGCUCCAUAUCAUUCGAUUUCCGCACAACAGAGCCAAAUGGCCUCAUCUUAUUUAGCCAUGGCAAGCCACGACACCAAAAAGAUGCCAAGCACCCACAGAUGAUCAAGGUUGACUUCUUUGCUAUUGAGAUGCUGGAUGGCCACCUCUACCUCCUCCUAGACAUGGGGUCAGGUACAAUAAAAAUCAAAGCCCUGCAGAAGAAGGUGAAUGAUGGAGAAUGGUAUCAUGUGGACUUCCAGAGAGACGGACGGUCAGGUACCAUUUCUGUCAAUACUCUGCGCACACCCUACACUGCCCCCGGGGAGAGUGAGAUUCUGGACCUGGACGACGAGUUGUACCUGGGGGGCCUCCCAGAAAACAAAGCCGGCCUCGUCUUCCCCACCGAGGUGUGGACUGCUCUGCUCAACUACGGCUACGUGGGCUGCAUCAGGGAUCUGUUCAUCGACGGCCAGAGCAAAGACAUCCGGCAAAUGGCCGAAGUGCAGAGCACCGCUGGGGUGAAGCCCUCCUGCUCCAGGGAAACAGCGAAACCGUGCCUUAGCAACCCUUGCAAAAACAACGGCAUGUGCCGGGAUGGGUGGAACCGAUACGUCUGCGAUUGUUCCGGAACAGGCUACCUGGGCAGGUCCUGCGAGAGAGAGGCAACGGUUCUGAGCUACGAUGGGAGUAUGUUUAUGAAGAUCCAGCUCCCCGUGGUCAUGCACACAGAGGCUGAGGACGUGUCCUUACGGUUUCGAUCCCAGCGUGCAUAUGGCAUUCUCAUGGCAACCACCUCCAGGGACUCGGCAGACACCCUCCGCCUGGAGCUGGACGCAGGGCGUGUGAAACUGACGGUCAACCUAGAUUGUAUCAGGAUUAACUGUAAUUCCAGCAAAGGUCCUGAGACCCUUUUUGCCGGCUAUAACCUCAACGAUAACGAAUGGCACACAGUGCGUGUGGUUCGUCGGGGAAAAAGUUUAAAGUUAACGGUGGAUGACCAACAGGCCAUGACAGGUCAAAUGGCGGGCGAUCAUACCAGACUAGAGUUUCAUAACAUAGAGACUGGCAUCAUCACGGAACGGCGGUAUCUGUCUUCUGUCCCCUCCAACUUCAUUGGACACCUUCAGAGCCUGACAUUUAAUGGGAUGGCAUACAUUGACUUGUGUAAAAAUGGUGACAUAGAUUACUGUGAGCUCAAUGCCAGGUUUGGCUUCCGGAAUAUCAUAGCAGACCCUGUUACCUUCAAGACCAAAUCAAGCUAUGUUGCCUUAGCUACGUUGCAAGCCUACACUUCUAUGCAUCUUUUUUUCCAGUUCAAGACAACAUCCCUAGAUGGACUAAUUCUAUAUAACAGUGGGGAUGGAAAUGACUUUAUUGUGGUUGAAUUAGUUAAAGGGUACUUACAUUACGUGUUUGACUUGGGAAAUGGUGCUAACCUCAUCAAAGGGAGUUCAAAUAAACCUCUCAAUGACAAUCAGUGGCACAACGUGAUGAUAUCAAGGGACACCAGCAAUCUCCACACUGUAAAGAUCGACACGAAAAUCACAACGCAGAUCACCGCCGGAGCCAGGAACUUGGACCUCAAGAGUGACUUGUAUAUAGGAGGAGUGGCGAAAGAAACAUACAAGUCCUUGCCGAAACUUGUCCAUGCCAAGGAGGGCUUUCAAGGCUGCCUGGCAUCAGUCGAUCUAAAUGGACGGCUUCCAGACCUCAUCUCAGAUGCCCUUUUCUGCAAUGGACAGAUCGAGAGAGGAUGCGAAGGGCCCAGCACAACCUGCCAGGAGGACUCGUGUUCCAAUCAAGGCGUGUGCCUGCAGCAGUGGGAUGGCUUCAGCUGUGACUGCAGCAUGACUUCCUUCAGUGGCCCGCUCUGCAAUGACCCUGGGACAACGUAUAUCUUUAGCAAAGGCGGUGGACAAAUCACAUAUAAGUGGCCUCCUAAUGACCGGCCAAGUACGCGAGCAGACAGACUGGCCAUAGGGUUUAGCACUGUUCAGAAAGAAGCUGUAUUGGUGCGUGUGGACAGUUCUUCUGGCCUGGGGGACUACCUAGAGCUGCAUAUACACCAAGGAAAUCUUGGAGUUAAAUUUAAUGUUGGGACAGAUGACAUCGCCAUCGAAGAGUCCAAUGCAAUCAUUAACGAUGGGAAAUACCACGUAGUGCGUUUCACGAGGAGUGGUGGCAAUGCCACGCUACAGGUGGACAGCUGGCCAGUGAUCGAGCGCUACCCUGCAGGGCGUCAGCUCACAAUCUUCAAUAGCCAAGCAACCAUAAUAAUUGGCGGGAAAGAGCAGGGCCAGCCCUUCCAGGGCCAGCUCUCUGGGCUUUACUACAAUGGCUUGAAAGUUCUGAAUAUGGCAGCUGAAAAUGAUGCCAACAUCGCCAUAGUGGGAAAUGUGAGACUGGUUGGUGAAGUGCCUUCCUCUAUGACAACUGAGUCGACAGCCACUGCCAUGCAGUCAGAGAUGUCCACGUCCAUUAUGGAGACCACCACAACCCUGGCCACUAGCACAGCCAGAAGAGGAAAGCCCCCCACGAAAGAGCCCAUCAGCCAGACCACAGAUGACAUCCUUGUGGCUUCAGCAGAGUGUCCCAGCGAUGACGAGGACAUUGACCCCUGUGAGCCGAGCUCAGGUGGGUUAGCCAACCCAACCCGGGCAGGGGGCAGAGAGCCAUACCCAGGCUCCGCAGAAGUGAUCCGGGAGUCCAGCAGCACCACGGGCAUGGUGGUAGGCAUAGUAGCCGCUGCCGCCCUGUGCAUCCUCAUCCUCCUCUAUGCCAUGUACAAGUACAGAAACCGGGAUGAAGGCUCAUACCACGUGGACGAGAGUCGAAACUACAUCAGUAACUCAGCACAGUCCAAUGGGGCUGUUGUAAAGGAGAAACAACCCAGCAGUGCGAAGAGCGCCAACAAAAAUAAGAAGAACAAGGAUAAAGAGUAUUACGUCUGAUUCCAAGAGCGUAAAAGGACCCUUGUAUAGAAAUAGUCUUCAUUUUAUCUGAGACAUAAUAUGAACUUAUUUACUUUCCUUUUUAUGAAGCACAUACAAAAGAAGACAGGGAAUGCAAUCAGGAAGGAAAGACUGUUUUUAAAAAAUAAAAAUAAAAAACAAGUAUCCCAUGCUCUUGUUUCUCCAAAAAAAGAAAAAUUAAUAAAAAAUUAAAAAACAGGGGCCAAUAAAUUCCCUAACAUCCACAGUGUUUUCAUUUACUCUGCCUGUCUUUAUGUUGCUGGAACAUUUCUAAAAGACAGUGAUGACCGCACGCAUUCAUAAAGCAAAGGAGUAUUACAACAUCGAGGCACAACACAAAACACAACACACACAAAAGAAGCUACCUAUGAUCCUGGAUUUAGCCAAAGUGCUAGCGCUUUCCCGAGAAGUCAGAUAGUCCUAUUGCCAGAGAAGACUGUGGCAUUUUGAGUGACUCGACCUGCAAAUCCUUAAGAAUUUGCUGCCUGGCGCAAAUGGAGCAGUGGUUGGAAUUUACAUUUGAAGCAAAGUGCUGGCUUUUUUGAAGACUUGUGUAGGAACACAUUCAAAAAGCCCCUUUAUGAUUGUGAGAGGAAAAAAAAAAAGUAUGGAGGCCUUAUUUUCAACAUUGUGAAAUAUAAGGCACAUUACCACACUAAAAUUUCAGAACAAAAACAAGAGGGCAUAGAUGCAAUUCAUUGGGAAAUUUUCAUGCACGCUUAAUAUGUUACUACAUAUGUUUAUAUAAAAUCCAUCUCUGUGUGCUUUCUGGACUGUGGUUAAGUGACGUUUUAUAGCCUGUUGUAUAGAAAAUGCAAAAUAUAUCUCUGCUCUUCAGCCAUUUUUGGUAAAUUAAAUGUUAUAAGUGUUGCUAAUUAUAGGGAGUUUUAUGACAUUGGAGCAACAAUUAUUUCAGGGUUGUUUUUGAUUUUUUUGGCCACCAUUAUAAAUUGCCACAAUUACUUACUUUUUAAAAUAAAGUUACAAUGUAGUGUUUAUUCUAAGAAAGAUAUGUAUGAAUGUAUAUAAAAAGAUUCAGCUACAUUUUUUCUUACAUGUACAGCCUUCAUUCUGUUGCAGUUAAGUUUUAGUAUUUGUAUGAAAGGUGUGAAUCAGAAGGUAAAAGCUAUACAUAUGUAUCUUCUAAUCUUUUUUCUUCCCAAAAUACAUUUCCACAUACAUUCACUAUUCACAAUCAAAGAUGUACACACACAUACACACACACGAAUUCAGAGUAAUCGAUCAGAUAUAAUGAAAGACCCAAACAUACAGAUACUAACAAAUGUUUACUGACAAAAUGAAAAGCAGGAAGGAAGAUAGUUGUGCCAAGGUAUUGAUGACAAGUGGGGUGAUUUGCUUCAUUGAGAUCAUGGUCCCAAGAAACCCCAAGAAGAUAUUUCCCUAGUGAAAUGGAACCUUUUCUUAUCAAAUAGAAUACCAAUGGUAUCUUGAUGCAUGGAUAUAAACCAUUAGGUGGGGAGGUUAUGGAAGCAAAGUUGGUUGAUAUACACCUUAAUCUGAUUGCUGCAAUUGAAAAACUUUAUAUUUUUUUUCUCUGAACCUAAUGUGCAUGAUAAAGAUUUUGGAAAGUAAACACUUUCUCAACUAAAAGUAUUUUCAGGAAGUUUUGAUUCCCUAUUUGUUGAUUAUUGACCGUAUUUUAACUUUUGUGGUUUUACAUAUAUAUCAUUAAAUAGUUUUAACUUAACACAUUAAAUGGUAGGAAAAGUAUAGGUUAUACACUUGUUUUGCAUAUUGCUUCAAUGAUGUUCAUAGCAAUAAAUUACCAAUAUGAGAAGGUAAUGCAAAAGAAGUGCAUUAUUAGAUUGGAAGGUGAUGCCGCAGUAUAAAUUGAUUGCAUUACUUUAACAUCUCCAAAAAUGAUAUUAGAUUUCAAGGAAGAGAAGAAAACCAUUACAAUUAGCUUUAAUCAGCAAAGGCAAAAAAUGCAAAACAUCUUUUAUAACAUGUUAGUUGAUGAAUAUAAAAAGCCAAGAAGUGGCCUGGAUUUCAGACAUACAGCAUCUUAGAAACAUAGCAAAUCACCAAUAUCUAUGGUUGCCAAGUAAUUGUUGUAAAUGAAAAGUUAUAAAGGCUUUUCAUGACCCAGAAAGUAGAGGUAUAAAACUAAAAUUUAAUAUCCAUUACUUGUGUUUCAGAUUUUUUUUUUCAUUUGCUAGGUUAAAAAUGUUCAUGUUUUGUGUUUUUCCCCCCUCUCAUUCAGUCUUACUCAGGGAAAGCCAGUCAAAUAAGAGGGUAAAAAUAAAACCACUAAUUUACAUUUGAGGUUAUAAAAAGAAAUGGUUGCUUUUCAAUUUGAUCUAUGGAACUUGACCUAGUUUCCACCUGGAAAGAUUGAACUAUGAUAGAAAAUCAAUAAUGGUAUUUUUAAGCAGUAUAUCUAUGAAGUAGCUUUGUUGUGGAAUGAUUCCAAUGUUUCUUUCCAACAUAAAUUUUAAAAUUUCAUGCAGUGAUGUAAUCUUAUAUUGUCAGUGAAAAUAUUACUAAUGCUAUUGGCCUACACAAAAUCUAGCAUUUUUUUCCUUCCUUAUUUUAAAGUGGAGAAAGAGGGGAACAUGAGCUAGGGAGAGAACAGACGAGUAAAAUCUUCACACCAAAAGUAUCCGGGUUCCAUACACAGUUUGCAAAUAAUAGAGGAUUUCACACUACCUGGCAUAAAUUUGAUUACAUCUCUAGACUAACUUUUCUGAUUGAAUCUGCUUCUUUUUUAUCCAUGUAAUGUGUUGCCUUUUUUUAAAAAAAACAACAACAAAUAUUACAAUAAUGUGUGAUGUGGUCAAAGGCCACAUGACCCACCCCUUCUAGUGCUCUGUGUGACUGGGUAUCUAAAGGUUUUGUUUGUUUUGUUUUUUUGUUGCAAGGCCAAUUUAUCCAUUAUUGGAAAUGCUAAGCAAGUGGAAUUUACUGUUUUGUUAAUAAAAUAUUUCUUAAUACAA
Myotis davidii is the source of this 6643-nucleotide messenger RNA. It is a transcript of the gene NRXN1, whose product is annotated as neurexin 1. Bases 36 to 3665 code for a protein of 1209 amino acids. The record is from RefSeq and is a predicted model, not a curated record. Lineage: Eukaryota; Metazoa; Chordata; Mammalia; Chiroptera; Vespertilionidae. The transcript has 20 exons.